This is a messenger RNA of Triticum urartu, 1428 nucleotides long. RefSeq names its product zinc finger protein GIS-like. NCBI's taxonomy places the organism in Eukaryota, Viridiplantae, Streptophyta, Magnoliopsida, Poales, Poaceae. Gene Ontology annotation, molecular function: DNA-binding transcription factor activity. The record is from RefSeq and is a predicted model, not a curated record. Gene Ontology annotation, biological process: response to gibberellin; trichome morphogenesis; trichome differentiation.
CGCACGAUAGUAAGGUGACAAUUACCCUGCCCCAUCCGUCGGUACCCCAUUCGCCUCAGCAAGCAUGCGAUGCGAAACCUAUCGCUUCUAUACAUUUGGCACUCCUCCUUUGAGCGACAUGAACACCAGACCUUCUUCUUGCCCUUUCUAUUCCUAAUACCUUCUCUCUCCUUGGCUCUCUUCUCAUGCCCCGGCCGGCCCCCUCCUUAACUCCAUGAUAUUCAGGGCCGGGGUUCCUCUUCCUCCCAACAGCUACUCACUGUUGCUGCCGCUAGACUAGCAGCUGAGCCUGAGACAUUGUGCUGUACUUCACAAAGAGCUGCUAGAUAGCCUAGGAAAUUCUGUGCCUUUCUCAAUCCACCUGGUUCUGGUUGCAUGGGUGGCGGUGGAGGCGGAGGCGGUGAAGGUGGUGUCGGUGGUGGCGCUGCGACCGUGCGGGAGCCUCAUGACUUUGGCAACGUUGCGUCCUUCUCCGAGUUGCCAUUCCUGCGCUCCGGCGCUCCUCCGCGAGAAAGCCCCAACUCUGGCAUUCGUCUCUUCGGCAUUGACGUCCCGCAUGCAUCGCCUGAGGGAAGAAUUAAAGAAGCCACCGCUGCCAGCAGCGCGACCCCUUCUGCCACCACGCAGAGCAGCAGUGGAGCUGCCAUCACCGCUGCAAGCGCCGCCCCGGACAGCAACCGCAAGUUCGAGUGCCACUACUGCUGCAGGCAUUUCCCGACGUCACAGGCGCUCGGCGGCCACCAGAACGCGCACAAGCGCGAGCGGCAGCACGCGAAGCGGGUGCAGAUGCAGUCAGCGAUGGCCGCAGCGGCAGCGGCUGCUGGCAGCGCGCACCACCACCACCACCUCCUUGGCUACCCGCAGCACCGCUUCGGUGCGACAUUCUACCCGUCAUGGACCACGGUGAGUGGCGGCAUCUCCUAUGGCCAGCAGUUCUACAGAGGGAUCGGGUCGGUCGGUCAGCCGAUCAACGGGAACCCUCUGCCUGAGGCGCAGUGGAGGAGGCCGCUGGCUGCGCAUGGCAACAUGGGCAUGCCGUUGGCUGGAGAGCGGCGGCCGGUCACGCUGCACAUGUUCGGAGAAGAGCAAAGAGCUUCCCCUUCUCUUGGGGCGGCCUCCCCCUCCUCUUCCUCUUUACUGCUCUCCCCGCAAGGUCAGUCUGCUUGCGAGCAGCCAGCCACCACCGCAGCACCCGAGGGUGUGAGCUUAGAUUUGCAUCUAUAAGUGCCUUCUCCGUUGUUUUUAGUAGAUUAUUAUUACUCCGAGAACUGAUUUCCCAAUCUUUUCCUUUGGUUGAAACUACCCUUUUACUGCAUUCGGAUCGUACCUGGCUGAUAUUACCUUUUUCCACUCGCGGCUCGUGACACGUGAGUAAUAUGUCCAUCCAUGAAAGCUUUGAUCCUGCUAUUUGCAUGCACAUAAAGAACA